Spea bombifrons (plains spadefoot toad) is the source of this 1068-nucleotide messenger RNA. RefSeq names its product polycomb group ring finger 1 (gene PCGF1). Gene Ontology annotation, biological process: negative regulation of transcription by RNA polymerase II. The record is from RefSeq and is a predicted model, not a curated record. Gene Ontology annotation, molecular function: promoter-specific chromatin binding. Gene Ontology annotation, cellular component: PRC1 complex. Lineage: Eukaryota; Metazoa; Chordata; Amphibia; Anura; Pelobatidae. The coding region runs from base 31 to 810 and encodes 259 amino acids. The transcript is spliced from 9 exons.
CUACCGGAAGUCCGCUUAUAUCCCGGCAAGAUGGCGACCCAGGGGCCGAUGGUGAUUGCUAUGCGGCUUCGGAACCAGCUGCAGUCCGUGUACAAGAUGGACCCGCUCAGGAAUGAGGAGGCGGUGAAGGUGAAGAUCAAGGAGCUGAACGAGCACAUCGUGUGUUACCUGUGUGCCGGCUACUUCAUCGAUGCCACAACUAUCACAGAAUGUCUGCACACGUUCUGUAAGAGCUGUAUAGUGAAGUAUUUGCAGACCAGCAAGUACUGUCCUCUCUGCAACAUCAAGAUCCACGAGACGCAGCCGCUGCUGAACCUGAAGCUGGACCGCGUCAUGCAGGACAUCGUGUACAAGCUGGUGCCAGGGCUGCAGGAGAAUGAGGACAGUCGGAUACGAGACUUCUAUCAAUCCCGCGGUUUAGAGCGAGUCGUUCAGCCGAGUGCCGUGGAAGAUCCAGUGGCUGAUGUCUCGCGACUGUCUCUUUCUCUGGAUGUGUCUCAGAGCACCUCGCACUACUACAGAAACGAUGAGCAGGUCUGCCUGUGUCUGGAAAAGCUUAGUUCGGGGAAGGACAAGAAGCGCUUUAUCCUGCAGCAUAAAUACAUCAGAUGUUCCGUGCGCGCUGAGAUCCGCCACCUCAGACGGGUUCUCUGUCACCGGCUCAGCGUUCCGCCUAUACAUGUUCAGCUUAUGUUUGAAAAUGAGGCUUUGCCGGAUCACAUGACCAUGAAGCAGCUGUGGCUGACGCGCUGGUAUGGGAAGCCGGCUCCCCUCGUCUUAUCGUACAGCGUGAAGGAGAAGAGGAGGUGACUGCGCAUGCGCGGGACGUGCCGUUGACUCCCGUGUAUAUAAUGUACAGAUUGAACUGGGCCCGCUGCAGGACCGGCGCUGCCCUUCUACAGCCGCGGGUGCCGGUCCACAUGGCGAUUACCGGUAUAAAUCGAAUGACUCCGGAUCCCGCUGCGUGGCCCCCGGGGCCCCUGCUGCUGCUUUCUGUGGAUUCUUAUUUUUCAAAUGAAACCAGAUAUUGCCAAGUUUUAUAAUAAAAAAAAAAUAAUAAAAAAAAAA